Rubroshorea leprosula is the source of this 1414-nucleotide messenger RNA. The record is from the annotation of a GenBank genome assembly. NCBI's taxonomy places the organism in Eukaryota, Viridiplantae, Streptophyta, Magnoliopsida, Malvales, Dipterocarpaceae.
ACAGAGCGCCUGUUGCCGUCCGUGGUUGACCUAGUCGGAGUCGCCGGCGUCCCGCUGCAAGAUCACGCCUUUUUCAUUUUUCCAGCCGGUUUCCGAUCGUCUUUACUGGAGCAAGAUGGAUCCAAUAAGUCAAAAUCAUCCCUUCCAAUUCUUUAUCCGAUCCCAGACUGGAACCCAAACCAUAACCUUUGAUCCUUCAAAAUCGGUAACUCUUCGCUAUCUCAAAUCUUCCAUCCUUUCUGAAUCUCAUUCCCUCUCCUUUUAUUUCACUCUUAAUGGCAAACCCCUCUCCGAUUCGACACCUCUCCCCAAUCCCCGAAUUGCGCCUCUUUCCACUCUCGUUUUGCUGCCUCGCAUCCCAGGUGGCGGUGGCGAUGGCGGAGCAACGGGGGCAGAGUCUCGCGAUUGCUACCUUAACAUGUACGCCGAGAAGAAGCCCGACAAGGUCGAUCCCAACGAGCAGAGGCUAUCCAAGUGGUUGAAUUGUGCGUUGUCUAAUGAACCCCUGAAGGAGCCCUGUGUUAUCGAUAAGCUAGGGAAUAUUUUCAACAAGGAAGCUCUCGUGGAGGCUCUUCUGGUGAAGAAAUUGCCUAAAGAGUUUGGCCACAUAAAGGGUUUGAAGGAUAUGGUAAAUAUAAAAUUGUCCAUGAUUCCUGGGAAGGAAUUGGAUGCUGAUGGUGCCAGGUUUCAGUGCCCGAUCUCCGGUUUCGAGUUUAACGGAAAGUACAAAUUUUUUGCAUUGAGAACUUGUGGGCAUGUAUUGAGUGCAAAGGCAUUGAAGGAGGUGAAGUCCUCUUCUUGUUUGGUGUGUCACGAGGAUUUUGCAGGGUCAGAUAUGUUUCUGAUCAAUGGUAACGAUGAGGAGGUGGCAGCUUUGAGGGAGAGAAUGGAGGAGGAGAAGGCAAAGAUCAAGGACAAGAAGGCAGCAAAGAAGGUAAAGAAUAAUGUGGAAGUUGGUGUCAAUGGUAAGGAUGAAGAUGCUGGAUUGGAUUCAUCGCGAGGGACAAAGAGGGUGCUUGAUGUUAAGAAUGUGAAGGACCUGAAGGAGAAGCAAGGUAAUGAGAAGCUUGAGAAUGCCAUUAAUGGAGCCAGUAAUGGAGCUGUGAAGAGGUUUAGAGCCGCAGAUAUGGCACCACCUAAUGCCACAAAGGAAGUCUAUGCCUCGAUAUUUACUUCAUCAAAGAAGUCUGAUUUUAAGGAAACGUUUACAUGUAGAUCUCUUCCACUUGGUCGAAAUUGAUUGUUCAAGGUCUAUUCUGGUGCAGGACAUCUUUCUUAAGGUGAUGUCUAUUGUCUUAGUGUGAUGCCUUUUAUCAGCUGUAAUUUGCAGUUAAUUUAUAGAAAAUUUUCAUGUAUUUGAUAUUAACUUGCCUUAAUUGUAUUGUCCAACUUUUAACAAAUGAAAUAUACUUUA